AUGGCAUCACUCACUGAUGUUGCCGACUUCGAUGCAGGCGAAUCAUCUGAGAAUGUACCAAGUCCACUGUCGGAUGUUGGGAAUCAUGACAACGACUAUGGCAAACGACUUCGGACUAGGUGCAUUAUACAUAGUCCCCCUGACAACAAGACCAAGCUUCAGGUAAAAAAGCUUUUUUUUGAACCAAGCAUCCUCUUUUUUCAUCUCCCCUUGGAAGAGGAUGUCCUUUUUCUGGUGUUCUCUCAAUAUGAGGCCAAUCUUUUCGUUACACUCCAGUUAAUUGCGUUGCCGUCGCUGGCACUCUUUGCUCCUUGUGCUGAUUGUCCUUCCAGUGUCUCCAAUAUACUUGUACUUACCGUCCUUGCUGUUUACGAUGUAAACCCCGGAGCAUUCAUAUUUGUUGACUUCUUCAUGUGA
Messenger RNA from Protopolystoma xenopodis, 417 nucleotides. NCBI's taxonomy places the organism in Eukaryota, Metazoa, Platyhelminthes, Monogenea, Polystomatidea, Polystomatidae. The record is from the annotation of a GenBank genome assembly.